AUGGCUUACGAUCUAUACCCAGUCAGCAGCUCCUUGAGUCGCCCUGUCAUUGCUGGUCGAAUCACCAACUAUGCGAACAAGGUCGGUGCUGGACUAUUACUAGAUACGGCCAACCUUUCUCAAAAUAGCCUGCCUAGACUGAGCCAGUCUAUCCAGCGAAAUGGAUUUCAAGGUCCUUUCGGAAGUCCUUACGUCAAAUCGACGAUUUCGCGAAACAGCAAGGCACGGGAACUCUCCAAUGCAGGUUUCCCCAACAUGGCACAUCGCAAAGUCAGCGGUGAUGAGAACUUUUGGUGUCGUGAGUUUGAGAACGGCUCAGCGGAUGACCCAGAAGGCUUUUCAGUGCCUGGGGAUAUCUGGAAGUGGACACGAGAUGGCAAAGCUCAUAGUCCUGAAAGGAUCAUACUUGAGUUUGAAGAUGGUCUUCCUGUCGCAGUUAACGGCAUAAGAAAACCCAUGGUUGUUGACAUGAUCUCCCUUCUGAGCCCCAUGGUUGGCAAGUUUGGUCACGGUCGAUCUGUAGGUCUCGAAGCUAUUGCUUCAGGCGAGAAAGUCUUGGAGCUGAGAGAAGCUCCUGCCACCACAAUCAUCAUGAAUGCACGUCGUCACCUUGAGACAGCUACUUUGUCAACUGAGACAUUGAGACACAAACGCAGUCUUGGGCAGCAGUGGGUGGACGAAGUUAUCGCUGGUCGUUGGCAGAGCAAGAUUCAUCAAAUUUGCGAGGCUGCUAUUACAGCGGUAUCGGUAGGUGUAAGUGGUAACGUCACAUACGAGAUCAGUCAUAGACGAUUUCUCCCUUACUCUUUCACGGUGGUACAGCCGUUGUAUAUCCGGGAUCGCGAUGCUUGGGAGCAUGACGCUGCGCUUGAGAGUUGUGCGAAGACUACAGAUAUCGUUCGCUUUCUUAGGAAUAUUGCUAACGACAGCACAGAAGUAGGGUAG
Fusarium coffeatum is the source of this 945-nucleotide messenger RNA. RefSeq lists its product as uncharacterized. Lineage: Eukaryota; Fungi; Ascomycota; Sordariomycetes; Hypocreales; Nectriaceae. Bases 1 to 945 code for a protein of 314 amino acids. Gene Ontology annotation, biological process: L-arginine biosynthetic process; urea cycle. The record is from RefSeq and is a predicted model, not a curated record. Gene Ontology annotation, cellular component: cytoplasm. Gene Ontology annotation, molecular function: argininosuccinate synthase activity; ATP binding. The transcript has a single exon.